AUGACGGAAGCGUCCAACUCAACUGAGCAAGCUUCUGGUACAGAGAGCGAAAGACCACGAACCGCUAGGAAACAUAAAAAUCCGGGGUAUUUCGAAUGCCCGUAUGUAAAUCUUAUUCCGGCAGUAUGUUUGUAUUCGUUUCGUUGUUCAUGUUGGCUUUCGUCUGGUAUUCUUUCUGUAGGUCUAAAGGCGAUUGACGCAAUACAGUGGGCAAUAAGUGAAUGGGAGAGUAAGACCUGCAUUCAGUUUGCGCGUCUUUCUCUUGCAGACAAUGACUUGAACAGCAAGCCUCAUCUCAAGAUAACAUCUAAUAAAUUAUGUCAUUCCCAAAUUGGACUUCAGGUCAAGGCAGGACCUCAGAUUUUGAGUCUGGGUCCUGGGUGCGAGGAGGCUGGUAUAGCAUUGCACGAAUUUGGCCAUGCUAUAGGAUUAUAUCACGAGCAUAAUCGAGAAGAUCGAGACCAAUAUAUCGAUAUUAUAUGGGAAAACAUCGAUUCAGAACAUAAAGAUCAGUUUAAAAAGUACUCUAGUGGACUGGUCGACAACUUUGGGUUGCCCUAUAAUUUGCAUUCAGUUAUGCAUUUCUCAGCCCAUACUUUUAGUGCCAACGGCAAUGUGACAAUUACAUCAAAAUCUGGAAGUAGGGAUAUUGGCAAUGCUGGAACACUGACACAAUUGGAUUGGACUUUUGAUAACGAUAUGUUAAAGCUCGAAGCUAAUGUAGACGAUCUAAUUCUUUUCAUUUUCCGAGACGUGAAUUGUUCGAGUAUCGAUACAUGCUUCAACGGAGGCAUUUUCAACUACGAUACUUGCCAAUGUUCGUGUCUACCAUACUGGACCAACGUGUCAUGUCAGACUUGUGGUCUGGUUUGUGAGAACGGAGGUACACCGAACGACGACUGCACGGAAUGUGUCUGUCCGGUGGGAUACGGAGGAACGUUCUGCAAAGAAUGCUUGUUUUCGUGUUUCAACGGCGGUCAACCGAAUGAUGAUUGUACUGCCUGCAAGAACUGCUCGACCGAUCAUUUGUCGCAAGCCGUUGUCGACCAUUCUCUCUACUGUAAACUUUGGAGUUUUCAAGGUUACUGUAAUCCGUCUCACUAUUUCUAUGCUACCAUGCGUCAACAGUGUCAUAAAACUUGCAAUUGUGGUAUAUGUCGAGACAUGGCAAAAAGUUCUGUUUGCAAAGAGUUUAAAAAGCAGGGACUUUGUUCCACACAAGGCAUGUUCGCGGACUACAUGAAGAAGGAGUGUAUCAUGACGUGCGGAUGGUGCUGAACAUCAAAUUCUCAAUUUGAAAACAUAAUCUAUUACAACCGUCCACCAACUGACUAAAUUAUGUUCUGUAGUUUACUGGUAGUCGCUCGCGUUUGAUGGUCUUGCGUACACAACACGACAACGAAAGAAGAGGACAACAGCAGCUAUCUCGUUGUAUUACUGUAUGGGUACAGGAUGAGAGGAAUCUAAA
Molecule: messenger RNA, 1468 nt
Organism: Corticium candelabrum
Lineage: Eukaryota; Metazoa; Porifera; Homoscleromorpha; Homosclerophorida; Plakinidae
Product: zinc metalloproteinase nas-13-like
Exons: 9
Coding region: 1-1278 (425 amino acids)
Biological process (GO): proteolysis
Molecular function (GO): metalloendopeptidase activity; zinc ion binding
Source: RefSeq, a predicted model, not a curated record